UCAUAAAAAAUUAAAAUUUAAGUGAACAAUGUCCUACGGUAGUGGAGGUUACAACCCCUAUCAACCAGCUGGCGCUGGUUAUAAUGAUGGAUACUCAGCUCCUCCUGGAGCCUACCCACCUCAAAAUGCUCAGGUCUCACCGGAAGCUCAAAGAUGGUUUAAUAUGGUUGAUCGUGACCGUUCCGGUAAAAUUAAUGCUGAAGAACUACAAAGGGCUUUAGUUAAUGGGCGUGGCGAACAUUUUUCCGACACGUCAUGCAAACUAAUGAUAAGUAUGUUUGACAACGAUGCCAGCGGCACCAUUGACGUUUACGAAUUCGAAAAACUGUACAAUUAUAUCAAUCAGUGGCUGCAAGUGUUUAAAACUUAUGAUCAAGAUGGUUCGGGACAUAUUGACGAGAGUGAAUUGAGUCAAGCUUUCAUACAAAUGGGUUUUCGCUUCUCGCCAGAGUUCAUACAAUUCCUGGUGAAAAAGAGUGAUCCGCAAAAUCGUAAAGAAGUAUCCGUAGAUCAGUUUAUUGUAGUUUGCGUACAAAUACAGCGUUUCACUGAGGCUUUCAGGCAGCGAGACACCCAGCAGAAUGGGGUCAUAACGAUUGGAUUUGAAGAUUUCUUAACCGUAGCUCUUGGCUGUUCGGUUUGAAGACAAAUACUGUAGAAAUGCUUUAUAUUUUAUGUAAUAGUAUAAUGGAAAAAUUCAUCUUUAUAUGUAUGCACGCCUUUUAAAAAUUAUUGCAUUUGUAUCGCUGUUUAUUUGUAUGGUAUGCUUUGGUUUCCCUUUCUUAGUAUUGUUUAAUUUAAAAAAGACCACAAUGUUUAUACAUUCUUUUUAAUAUGUUUUACUAUGUAAUUAAAAUCACUGAAGUACAAAAAAAAUCUUUCAAUAACGUAACAUCUUUCUGUUACUGCGAGUGAAAUGGAAACAGAUGAUCGUAGGCUGAAUUUUCUUGAUUCGAAUGACUAAUCCACGAAGAGAUCAAUGCUGACAUGGCUUUUUAUGUAGAGUUCGACUAUGUACUUCGAGUCUUACACCUACAUAGAGUUCGCUUUAAGUUAUUUUGACGUUUUCAGUUAAUUUAGUGGUCAGCAUUUUCCACCAUUAAAAAAAUCUGGUCAGUUGGUUACAUUUAUUUCAUAGGUUCCUAGCAUGAUCAAGCAUCUAAAAUAAUACGUUACGUAUGGUACUAAGGCCACCAUUGCCAAGUUUUAAUUGCUUUUAAAACGUUCAGUGUCGAGCUUAGAUUUAUUAUUGCAAAGCAUACUAAAUAAUUUUCCAAAAUAGUUCGAUUCCGAAAAUGCACUUGUUAUAUUAACCACCCUUGCUUG
Glossina fuscipes is the source of this 1326-nucleotide messenger RNA. It is a transcript of the gene Pef, whose product is annotated as peflin. The record is from RefSeq and is a predicted model, not a curated record. The transcript has 4 exons. Gene Ontology annotation, biological process: COPII vesicle coat assembly. Gene Ontology annotation, molecular function: calcium ion binding. NCBI's taxonomy places the organism in Eukaryota, Metazoa, Arthropoda, Insecta, Diptera, Glossinidae. Bases 29 to 643 code for a protein of 204 amino acids.